This is a messenger RNA of Pedinophyceae sp. YPF-701, 711 nucleotides long. Lineage: Eukaryota; Viridiplantae; Chlorophyta; Pedinophyceae. The record is from the annotation of a GenBank genome assembly.
AUGUGCGACGCAAAUGUAGAGAGGGUGCUUGUGGAUGCGCUCCUGAGAGCUCAGAUCCCCGGCCAGGAGGUCAGUAAGCGCCGCACCGUCGAGACGCGCGAGUGCACUGAGGCUGCGGACCUGCGACUGCGUCAUGUGCUCCAGGACGGCGGCGGCCUUGUCUUUGAAGGUGGGCCCUUCAUCGCGCAGCUCUCUUGCCGCACGCGCGUCGACGGCGUCGUCCUCUGCGGGCCCCCCUUCCGCCGGAAGUUCUUGGUGCUGGUUCAAGAACGUCACCUCGAGCGGCUGCACGCGGUCGCGGCCGUCGGCGUCCUCGCUCCCGCCGCCCUCCCCAUCCGAACCGACCACGGAGCCGCCAUCCCCGAACCCUGGCGCCUCCGGCGGAACGUAAUCGUCGUCUACGUAGUCCGUGGAUGCGUCGCGUCCGUCCCCACCGCUGUCUGGCUCUGGGUUCUCGCCGUCCGGGCCGCCUGCUGUCUGAGGCUCCGCCAGAGCGGGACCCACGUGCUCGCCGCGUUCGUCGUUUUCGUCGCCGGCUGCGCCGCGCGGAAGGUUCUCGACACGCUCGGGGUUGUUCAGGGAGUGCUGCUGCGCCUGCACCCUGCGCCAUGCACCCUCGAAGGCACUGGCCUCAUUGACUCGCUGGCGCUUGCGGCAGCGGCCGUGAUGGAGGUGCUUGUCGAACUCGUUGUGGUCCAGGAACGAUUGUAG